AGUUGCAACUAUGGUAUAACAGCAGGCUUCGUUUGCAACGGAGCUAUGCACGCGUUCCUCUUACUCGUCUAGACCAAUCAGCGCAAAGAUGCGCGUUAAGCUCGAUAACGUUAGGUUUACGGCGCAACCAUACUCGAGGUGUUUCGUGUGCGUUCGUUGAUACGUUUUGAUGGAUUGCCAUUUAUGGUGAUCUCGAGAGUGACAAGAAAAGGAAAAGUAUCUAUCGUGCGACGAUUGUGAUGCUGUAGACAAACACCGCGAGGAGGAACACGAGAACGCACGCAAAGUUCGCGCGCACGCUCGCAAAAUAAGAUGUUUGGCAGCUCAGGAUGGCUGGUUUCAGUGGGGAUGCUACUGACAGGAUUGUUGGCCUCUCUAGUCCAGGCCAAUUAUCCUCCACCAGAGAGAUUAACGGGUAUGAAUCCCUGCAUUAGCAAGCAGACAUGCCACGAAUGUAUACAAACUCCGCAUUGUGCCUGGUGCGCAGCACCGAAAUUUCCUGAGAAAAGGUGCUUCUUACCGAAUAUCAAUACAAAGAUAUUUGCGACUUGUCCACCGGAAUAUACAUGGAAUCCAGACAAUGACUUUAGUAUGCUGCGACAUCGUAACUUGACAAAGGGUGGAUACGCUGCUGGCAGUGGUGGUGGGUCAGGAGGAUACGGUAGCAUCGAGGGCUCGUAUUCCAACUUUUCGUCUUCCAGUUCGUCCUCCUCUCAUUUCCACAGAGAAGGCUCGAGUGUCAGCGGCAGCAGGAGGCAGGAGGCUGUACAGAUGUGGCCACAGGAAGUUAAUCUCAAACUUAGAAUAAACGAAGCUUACAGAAUGUCGUUUGCUUAUUCCCAAGCGGAAGAUUAUCCCGUCGAUCUCUAUUAUCUUAUGGAUUUGAGCAAAUCUAUGGAAGACGACAAGAAAAGAUUGUCUGAUUUGGGCCAGUUAUUGGUCGAGAGUAUGAGCAAGAUCACGAGUAACUUUCGUCUCGGUUUUGGCAGCUUCGUCGACAAAGUCGUCAUGCCGUAUGUCAACACGGUGCCAAAAUCUCUUAUUGAACCAUGCGAUGGUUGUGCGGCGCCUUACGGAUACAGAAACAUUAUGAGACUGUCGCAAGAUACGAGCCAUUUUGCGGGAUUGGUGCGAAACGCAUCCGUGUCUGGCAACUUGGAUGCGCCGGAGGGUGGCUUCGACGCGAUCAUGCAGGCGAUAGUUUGCCGAAAUCAGAUAGGCUGGCGCGAGAAAGCGCGCAGGCUGCUCGUCUUCUCGACGGAUGCCGGUUUCCAUUACGCGGGUGACGGCAAGCUAGGCGGUAUCGUCAAACCGAACGACGGUCUGUGCCAUUUAGACACCAAGGGCACGUACACUCAUUCCUCCCUGCAGGAUUACCCGAGCAUUUCGCAGAUCAAUCUGAAGGUGAAGCAAAACGCGAUCAACAUUAUAUGGGCGGUCACCGAGGAGCAGAUCAACGUGUAUAAGCGAUUAACGAAGCAUGUCGAGGGCUCCUUCGCCGGGAAAUUGUCCGACGAUUCCAGCAAUGUCGUGGAACUGAUCCGCGAGCAGUACGACGCCAUUUCGAGCUCGGUAGAGAUGAAAGACACUGCUAGCAGUGCAAUCAGGGUCAAGUACUUUUCCCGAUGCCUGGGCACCGGGCCCGCGGUCGAGACAUCCAAGUGCGAUGGAUUAAAAGUCGGCACGAAGGUGGACUUUAUCGCGGAAAUCGAGGUUACCAGCUGCCCGGCCAAUAGAUCGGAAUGGAAACAAAAGUUUGACAUUUAUCCGGUUGGCAUCAACGAGACUCUCACGGUGAAUCUGGAGAUGCUGUGUGACUGCGAGUGCGAGCGCGAGGGUCACAUGUACGAGGAAAAGUCGGCCGAGUGUAACGGCGUGGGCACGCUCAAGUGUGGGGUGUGCGAGUGUUACGACGGUUUCUUCGGCAAACGCUGCGAGUGCAGCCCGCACCAGGAGCUCACUGGUUUCGACAAGCACUUCCAGUCGUGUCGGCCGGACAAUACCACCCUGGUCGAUUGUUCCGGUCGUGGGACGUGCGCCUGCGGCCAGUGCGAGUGCGAGGAGCGAGAGAAUCCAGACGAGGUGAUAUCGGGACACUUCUGCGAGUGCGACAACUUUUCCUGCGAUCGGGAUCAGGGUGUACUCUGCUCGGACCACGGCACUUGCGAAUGCGGUCAGUGCGUCUGCAACGCUGGCUGGACCGGUCCAUCCUGCAACUGCAGAUCUUCCAACGACUCGUGCGUCGCGCCUGGAACCACCAACGGCGUACUUUGCUCCGGCCAUGGCGAUUGCAUCUGCGGCGAAUGCAUCUGUCACGAGGAGGGUAACACGCGGUAUUCCGGUAAGCACUGCAACAAGUGUCCGACCUGUCCGAGCCGUUGCGAGGAAUUGAAACCGUGCGUGCAGUGCCAGAUGUACAACACCGGCAACUACAGCGACCCGGAGGAAUGCGCGAGAAACUGCAAGGAGUUUGUGCCCGAGGGCGUGGAGACGGUGAUCGUCGACGUGGACAACGACGAGGUGCCGUGCUUUGGCACGGACGAGGACGAUUGCAAGUACAACUUCGUCUACUACUACAACGAGACCAAUUGCCUGAAGGUGCGCGCGCAGAACGAGCGCGAGUGCCCGCCGCAGGUCUACAUGCUCGGAAUCGUCCUGGGUGUGAUCGCAGCGGUGGUCUUGGUCGGCUUGGCAUUGCUGCUGCUGUGGAAGCUUUUAACUACUAUACACGACAGGCGAGAAUUCGCUCGAUUCGAGAAGGAGAGAAUGAUGGCCAAAUGGGACACGGGAGAGAAUCCAAUCUACAAGCAGGCCACUUCCACGUUCAAGAAUCCGACUUACGCGGGAAAGUAACUUGUGCAAUUGGAAGCGGAAGUAACGUGAAAUCUUGGAGGAAGAAUCACAGCGACGUGACAGCGACGCGAUCCCGAGCAAUUCGCGAAGCGAACUGUGCGAGUACCCGCAACCCGUGUGCGAUUACACUCGGUAAUCUCGAUCUUUCGCACUGCAACGGCGCGAACGGCCUCGCGAGGAUCUAACGAGAUCUAGAUUUACCUUUGUAGCGUAUUACUACUGAAAGAAACUAAUAUUUAAAUACGGCAUACUCUAUUUUGUUGAGAUAUUUCGAAAGAACUUGAGACUUAAUACUGCCAUAUAACAUAGACUGCGUUGCGGACGUGUGCGCGCGUACGUGCGGAACGCGCGCCGCUCGUUUACAAAGUAGUAAACAUAAUACGUUAUCACGAUUUAAUACCGUGCUAUUUAGGCUAAUUUUUGAUAUUCAAGUGCCUUUAUAACGACGACGUUAUGCUUGCAUUAACUCUCUCGGUUACACCUCUGCAUUUUCUACUAUAUACGAACUUGUACAGAGUUUAAUGUAAUUUAUGUACUGGGACUUGGAUUCUUAGGAACAAAUUCCGUAGCACCGUGGAAAUCUCAAAAGUUGCCAAUUAUUUCGACGAAACGCAAUGUUUUGUUGGUUUUUUUUUCCUUUUCGCGCGCAUUCGACGGCACUUUUCUCGAAAAUCGAUGCGAAAUACGUAUCGUACAACUUUUCACUUGGUGACUCGGAUAGUGACUAGUCCCGAGAAUCAGUCUCAUUACAUUUCAUUACGUGCUUGCAUAUACACUCGCGAUAUGUGAACCUUGACUUUUGUUAUCCCCCUUGUGAUCGGAAAGGAGCACGACUGUCCGAGAUCUUCCCAUAUAUACAUAUAUACAUACAUAUAUGUGUAUUGCAUCUUCCGAGUGCAAUUCAUGAGGUAUACUUUAUAUUAUGCAACAAAAUUUGACGAUGCAUUUAUCUUUGAAUAAUCUUUCGUCCCCCUGUAAUGUAAUUCAUUUUAACUUUAUUACACGUGUACUCUCUAUUACUUUUUCUCUCUUUUUUUGCGCGACGAGGAAGACCCUCGAGAGGGAGUGUCUUUAUAGGAAAUUGUAUAAAUGUAUAAAGUAUUGCUCGCGAGUAGAAAUAAGUUUUUCCCGUGUUAUAAUGUUAGUGCUCGAUUGACUCGUAGUCCCUAUUUCAUUAUAUAUAUAUAUAUAUAUAUAUAUAUAUAUAUAUAUACACGUAUAUUUAUACACACACGUAUAAAUGUAUAAAUAUAUACAUAUAGCCAGAAUGUAAUCGGUGAUCAAACGGUUGUAAAUCGGUCACUCUUAAGGUGAGGAAAGGCGGGGACGAGAAUAACUCUGAGAUGAAUAACCGGCGUCUGAACUGAACAUACAUGAUAAUUAUUUAUUUCAGUCCUCUCCAUUUGCGAAUCUCGCCAAGAGUAUCGAUCUCAAAGGACUACAUAAUGGCCAGACUCUUCUCUAAGAGACUCAACGAAAGGAAGAUUUAUAAUUGUUCUUUGUGCAAACCGUUUAUUCUUGAUUUCGUUUUCUGAUGCUUUUAUUGCGACUGUUUUUACGAUGACUGCAGUGUCGUUAAUCGCGUUUAUUCGUGUUUUUUUUUGGCACUAACUUGAUACAUGUAUCGAUUGUUGUAACAAACGUCACGUGCAAUUGCUUGCAAAUCUGGUAGAUCAUGUGUAAAUCCUAUGCGAGGUUUAAUAAAGACGACGUGUCGGUAAGGA
Molecule: messenger RNA, 4577 nt
Organism: Ooceraea biroi (clonal raider ant)
Lineage: Eukaryota; Metazoa; Arthropoda; Insecta; Hymenoptera; Formicidae
Gene: mys
Product: position-specific antigen beta subunit myospheroid
Biological process (GO): cell adhesion mediated by integrin; integrin-mediated signaling pathway; cell-cell adhesion
Cellular component (GO): focal adhesion; integrin complex; cell surface
Molecular function (GO): integrin binding
Source: RefSeq, a predicted model, not a curated record